GUGCCAAAAGUCUGUUUGAGUCCCCAAUUAUACUUUCAGACAUGCAGACACAAAACAUAAUAUUCAUAUUCAUUCACCGAAUAGAGCCCAAACAGUGAAAGCGCAGGAAGGCACUCGAAAUUUUUUGUUAAUUGUCGUGGUGUUACGUCUCACGCUCCGCUCUGCUCUUACACUCGAAAAUAAAAAAAAAUAAAAAGAAUAAUAGAAUAAUUACAGUGAAAACGCAAUUAGCAAAUCAAAAAGAAAUUAUAAAACCCAAAAUGAAAAUAAUGAAAAACAAACGUAGGAGCUCGGUGUGAAAUUUCUAAACGAAAAAAGAAUUUAACAAAGUUAAAAGCAACAAAUUGUUAAAGAAGCCAGAUUGAACAAAAUUUUAUAGCUAGCUAUUUGUUUGUUAUAUGAAAAGAAAAUAAUAAAACCUCAAAAUAAUAUCUAUAGGCGAGAGAAAAAAAUCAACGAAAGUGUAUUUUGCCAGCAAACAAACCUAUAAUAAUAAAAGAGUAGUGUGGAAAUUUGUGAAUUGUGUGUUAAAGUUGUAACGAGCGAGCAGAAAGCAGGAAUUCACAGUCCUCUGGCAAAAGGUCCCCCCUCAAUAUAAUUGCAAUUGCGUAAAAAUAUUUGGGUGCCAGUGUGUGUCUGUUUGUGUACUAGCAAGUGUUUUGAGUGUUGUUGUUGCUUGUUUCUUGCUUUGUUAUAGCAAAGAGACGAUUUUGUACGGGUGUGUGUUGUGUGCGCGAUACAAGAAGAGAAAUCAUAAGGAGAGAAUAGAGCGUGUGGUGGCCUUUACCUUAUUUUUUUUUUCUUGUUUUAUUGGGGCACUUGCAGUGGGGUUUUUUUGAUCUGUUCAAAAUCUAUUCCUGGCGCCAAACAAAAAGCCUGCAAAAUAAUAAGAAUAUAAAUACAAAUUGUUUUGCGAUUAAAGAUUUACGUCGUUGUUGUGUAUAUAGAGUACAUAGAUUGUCAUUUGUAAUAUUGAAAUCUAGUUUUGUGUUGAAUUUUUUGAUCGCUGUGUGAAGUUUCGGAACAGCAUCAACAUUCAGUUCGUGUUCAUAUAUCCGACCCAGACGAAAUUUAACACCACGGAUAAAUAUCGAACUAAACAGGAUCCUUCGCCUCCGCCAGAUACGGAGUUUUUUGGAGAAACUUCUUCGACCAGUGAAGACGAUUUCAAUUACAUCAGUCAAAACGGCUCCAUACCGAAUAUUAAGCCACUCAAGACCACCAAUAAUAGGCUAUCAACGGCUAUUUUAGCAGAAUCCAAAUCAUUAUCGGCCACUCGAUCUAAAGCUUCCAGCUUAACGAAAACCACAAUAAGUGCUACAGCCAAGUAUCCAACGUCAUCUCUGUCGCCACCAUUGCCAAGGGCUUCAAUUGAGGACAUAAUACGUUAUAGGCCAGCUGCACCGCAACAACAAACAACAAAUUUCGAAAAAAGCAACCACAACCACACUAUACCAACAAAAACCAUGGCUAUGGUACGCAAAAAACAAGAUGAUAAACAUCUUGAGGCCUUGCGUGAGUUAAUUACCACUGGCGGUGGUAAUCGCCAAUGUUUCGAUUGCGGCCAAAAAGGACCCACUUAUGUCAACAUGACCAUUGGAUCGUUUGUUUGCACACGCUGCUCCGGAGUACUACGCGGCCUGACACCACCACAUCGUGUUAAGUCCAUAUCAAUGGCUACAUUUACACAGGAUGAAAUUGAUUUCCUUAAGGCGCAUGGCAACGAUGUAUGCGCCAAAACAUGGCUGGGAUUAUGGGAUCCAAAACGUGCUGUGCAUCAGGACCAGCGAGAGUUGAUGAUUGAUAAAUACGAGCGUAAACGUUAUUACUUAGAGCCUGCUAGUCCCUUAAAGUCCUUAACAAAUGCCACAAAUCUUAAGACUUCAUCAUCGUCAACAACAGCAACAGCCAUCGCCGCAUCAGCAUCAGCUUCGUCCGCCACAACGUCAUCAGCAUUAUCAUCAGCAUCGAAUAACAACAACAACCGUAGCAGCAACAAUAACCAAAACCACCACACCCACAUACAGUUAACACCGCCUACUUCGCAGCGCACCACAGCAAAUGGUUUGCAUAAAUCCUCGUCCACAGCCAUCAGUCGUCCACAUCACCACAGUACAGGCCAGCAGCAACAGCAACACAAUGGCUUUGCCACAGACGCCUUUGGCCUACACAAUGGCUUGAAUAUCUCAGUGGGUUCUGCCUCAACUGGAGCCCUCUCGGAUACCAGCAGUUGUGCCAGUGCCAAUGGUUUCGGUGCUGAGGCAGAUUUUGUCGCCGAUUUCGGUUCGGCCGAUAUCUUUAAUGCCACUGUGGCCAGUAGCAGCCCGGCUUCCUCGGUGGGCUCAGCGUCGACGUCAAAUAAUGGUUAUGCCAAAAUACAGCCAUUGAAGGCAGCUCAUCAACAAUUUAUGAAUGGACACCACCACAGUGGCAACGCCUCCAAUAAUGGCAACACAAUCAUGGCUAAUGGUGGCACUGCCAUCACCAAUGGCAACAACAGCAAUAGCUUUGCCAACAAUGGCAAUACAGAGAAUUUUGCUGAUUUCGAUCAUGCUCCAAUUUAUAAUGCAGCAGGUCUUCCAAUGUCUAAUGCACCGGCGGCCGAUCGUUAUGCAGCCUUAAAAGAUUUAGAUGAACAAUUGAGAGAAAGUAAAGCUGUGGCAGCACAAGCGGCAUCAAUAGUUACGGCCAAUGUGAUCGAGUCUGGUUUUGGAACACCCAAUAAUGGCACUGUAAAUCCCUUCGCUACACACACCGGUGUAGCAAAUCCAUUUCAAAGUGCCAACGCACCACAGAAUACGACACAACUGUUUGGUCAGAUGACCCUAAUACCAAAUGGCAUUGCAGCAGCUAAUGGUUUUCUGAAUGCAGCGCAAAAGGCUCAACCAAAUGCGGGCUUCUUUAACUAUACGGCCAAUGGCUUCACCAACAAUGCCAACAAUGCAAAUUCGUCCGCCAUGUAUGCGACAGCGGCAGGACCUAAUGGCUGUGGCUUUGGAUUUGGCACAAUGCAGCAACAAAUAGCAGCUUCAGGGCCGGGACUAACACCAAAUACAUUCAACAAUCCAUUUACCGCUAGUGGAAAUCAUAACUCAAACAACCCAUUUUUAUGA
This is a messenger RNA of Stomoxys calcitrans (stable fly), 3113 nucleotides long. It is a transcript of the gene drongo, whose product is annotated as arf-GAP domain and FG repeat-containing protein 1. The transcript is spliced from 6 exons. NCBI's taxonomy places the organism in Eukaryota, Metazoa, Arthropoda, Insecta, Diptera, Muscidae. The record is from RefSeq and is a predicted model, not a curated record. The coding region runs from base 1467 to 3113 and encodes 548 amino acids. Gene Ontology annotation, molecular function: GTPase activator activity.